AUGCCGGCAACAUCAAGCAAGGGGCUGAUGUACGUGGAGGCACGCAUCAACGGUACCCCAGCAAAGGUGAUGGUGGACACGGGAGCGACCCACAACUUUAUCACCGAGGAAGAGGCCAAGAGGGUUGGCCUACGGUGGACCAGACGAGACGGUUGGCUCAAGGCCGCAAACGCUAAGGCACAACCGCUCAACGGUGUAGCACGAGACGCGGAGCUGCACUUAGGCACUUGGAAGGGCCAAGUGGAUUUCUCGGUAGCACCAAUGGAUGACUUCAAGGUGGUGCUAGGCAUGGAUUUCUUCCGCAAGGUAAUGGCUAUCUCGAUGCCUUGUUUUAAUUCAGUUUGUAUCUUAGAGAAGGGGACACCUUGCAUGGUGCCGGCCAUCAACGGCACCACUAAGGAAGGAAGCACUCAACCAAGGCAACUGUCGGCCAUGCAAGUUGCCAAUGGAGUUCGACGGGGCGAGCCGACAUUCUUAGCCGCUUUAAAGGAGGAAAGCCCGCCCGUCAACAAAGAGGAGGACGUGCCACCGAUCAUCCAAACCAUCUUGGAGGCCAACCAAUACGUGAUGCCACCGAAUUUACCCAGCAAGCUUCCACCUAGGAGGGAGGUGGAUCAUGCCAUCGAGUUGGAGCCGGGAGCCAAGCCACCCGCCAAGACUCCCUAUCACAAAUCACCGCCGGAGCUUGAGGAGCUCCGAAAGCAACUUAACGAGUUGGUCGAGACGGGGAAGACCCGACCAUCGAAGGCAAGCGUUGUGGCCGACGCAUUGAGUAGAAAACCCGAACUCGCAACCAUUAGCUCGACAAGGGGGAACUUGGCCGACAUGAUCCGAGAAGGGCUCGAACAUGAUCCCAUGGCCAAGGAGCUAAUCCGACUCGUCAAUGAGGGCAAGACGAGGCAAUUUUGGGUAGAGGACGGCCUACUCUACACAAAGGGGCAGCGACUCUUCGUUCCGAAGUGGGGCAGCUUGAGGAAGGAACUCAUAAAGGAAUGCCACGACACCAAGUGGGCGGGGCAUCCGGGCCAAAUGAGGACAAUGGCGUUGCUCGAGACGGCCUACUUUUGGCCUCACAUGCGGGACGGUGUCGAUGCAUGUGUGAAGACUUGUCUUGUUUGCCAACAAGACAAGGUGGAGAAUAAACAACCGGCAGGGUUACUGGAGCCUCAUCAAAUGGAUUACCCAACGACUCUCAAAGGACAAAUCGUAGUCUCCUACAUCAGCGGUAUGCAACAGUACGCGACGACCAUAUGCGGCGGUUCGGAAUUCUUCCAUGUGUUUACGUGUUGGAUUAAUGCGAAGAGCAGCGAAGCAUUUAGUACGUUCGGAUUCGAUAUACACCACAGAUAUUCCGACACUGUCAAGCAAUUCUUGAAUCUGGAUGGGUUGCCGGAGGAGGGUACGGUUGACUACUACACUGCCAUGGCCCACCGUGAUCAUCUCUUCAAGGGCCGUCGCCUUGCCGACUCCACCACCCCACCCCUCACUUUCUAUAGUUCAUCUGGCAACCAGACUUACAAACUCAGAUCUCUUAACAACUUGUACUAUUCAGUUGUUAGAGUGGGUACCCCUUCUGUGGAAUAUCUUGUGGCACUCGACACAGGCAGUGACCUAUUCUGGUUACCAUGUGACUGCACUUCCUGUACACGUAGCUUCAACAUUUCCGAGGGAAGCACAACGGAGCUAAACAUAUACAGUCCUGGUAAUUCGACAACUAGCAAGCCACUUCCGUGCAACAGCCCUUUGUGUGGACCCACAAGAGGAUGCUCUACCAGUCCUAAUGCUUGUUCUUACCAAAUAAAAUACGGCAACACCACAAGUACCGGUUAUUUGGUCGAUGAUGUUUUGUAUUUGGGCACAGAUGUCGUUUCAGCAGCCAGUGUCAAUGUCCCGAUUACAUUCGGAUGUGGGAAAAUUCUAACCGGAAGUUUCUUGAACCGUUAUGGUAUUAAUGGUGUAUUCGGACUUGGUAUGGACAGUAUAUCUGUGCCUAGCAUUUUAGCUAGCAAAAAUGUUACAGCAAAUUCUUUCUCCAUGUGCUUUGGCGAUGAUGGAUAUGGAAGAAUUGAAUUUGGAGAUAAAGGGAGUCCGGGUCAACAAACAACUCCCUUUACUCUUCAACAAACAGACUCGACUUAUGAUGUAGUUGUGACAGAAAUUGCUGUGAGUACAAAUGUUACCAAUCAUGAGUUCAUCGCAUCUUUGGACUCUUCCCUCCCAUAUGCAUACUUCAGCGAUCCAGAUUUCUCGUUUAUUGUAAACAAUGAUGUUCCAUGUGUUCAAAAAAGAAGUGCUGAGAUUUCUAUUCAUAUGCAGGAUGGUGGUUUUGGGUAUUGUUUGGCUAUCGUACAAAUCGAGGAUUUUAACAUCAUCGGAAAUAUUUUUAUGACUGGGUACCGCCUAGUCUUCGACCGUGAGGAGAUGGUUUUGGGUUGGAGAAAAUCUAACUGCUAUGAUGCCCUCUUGUCCAAAACUAUACCCCCAAACACUACUCGUUCACCUCCACCACAAAAACUAGUACCGCCACCACCACCACAAAAACUAAUUCCACCACCAUCACCACCACCACCACCACCACCACGGGCAAGCGAUGUUGGCCGAUUGAGUUCGAUGGCUAACGGACUUGUGAUGGUGAUGCUUGCCGUUUUCGCACACAACUUCAUCCUUCUUUAAUCAUGAGAUUCUUGGUGACCUACUACUUGCCUUAUUUGAGUGAUAUGUUUGUUUGAACUUUGGGUACUAUUGUACAACCUUUGGAACACUUCUCUUACAUGGGAUGAUUUACAAAAUU
Erythranthe guttata (spotted monkey flower) is the source of this 2791-nucleotide messenger RNA. The record is from RefSeq and is a predicted model, not a curated record. NCBI's taxonomy places the organism in Eukaryota, Viridiplantae, Streptophyta, Magnoliopsida, Lamiales, Phrymaceae.